Bombus impatiens (common eastern bumble bee) is the source of this 3486-nucleotide messenger RNA. Its product is annotated as zinc finger protein 628. The transcript has 6 exons. Gene Ontology annotation, cellular component: nucleus. The coding region runs from base 669 to 1886 and encodes 405 amino acids. The record is from RefSeq and is a predicted model, not a curated record. NCBI's taxonomy places the organism in Eukaryota, Metazoa, Arthropoda, Insecta, Hymenoptera, Apidae.
GAGAAGAGAGAAAAGCCGAGCAGGUAAGCAGCCGAGCCACGGGCAGACUGCGACGCGCGCUCCACGCGAGACCGUGCGUGUACCCUCGUCGGUCAGACCGGGGCCAGUCAGGGUCCUGCUGUUAGCCAGGACGCUCCGAGAGUAUCUUCCGGAAGACCAACCAACGGACAGCUGUCGGGCUACCUGUGUAACUCUUCUUUGCUCUACGGAUCAUCCGAUUCCGUCUACUUGCUCGUUUCAUCGAUCGCCUCUCACGAUUCGAAGAAAAUUAUUCUGUUAUCAACUGCGUACAACCGCAUACAACGUUGCUUUGUGAUAGAAAAAUCAUCUGGCUUGAAAGAGUGUUGAAAAUACGUUUCUUAGAGAAGUGUUACUCGUCUUGCAUCUGUAAUAAUCGAUUCCAAGCAUCGAACUGAACCGCCUUGGACGCGCGAACCGGGUACGAGACCGCGACCUUGGCGAACCACGUGGAGGAUCGCCAGCGAGCAGCCCAGUGAAUGGAAAAACUGUACGUGCGUCGGGACUGUCUGUGGGGUUGAUACCGAUUGUGUACGUCGUUUGUGCGUUCCUUGAUCUCUAGUGCCAAUAAAAAGAGACUACGAUUCGCUGCUCGCCUCCAUGAACAGUCGCAAGACUUAGGGGACUAAUCGAUCGACCAAUUGGACGCAAUGUGCGAAGCGGUGCCGCGUACUUGGUACAUGAAACCGGAACUUCACUACAGCGCCAUUGGAGUUCCGGCGGGCGCUCUGUCACCCCCGGCUACGCUUUCACCGCCUAGCAGCCCCAGCGUCACGCUGCCGCCUUCGCCGUGGAGUCCUGGCGCGGCUGCAAGUAGCUUGAACACCGCUGCGACAUCCUCCAAUCCUUCUUCGGCUUCCUCCACGAGCCUCGGCCAACCGACACCGGACCGUUUCAGCGCUUUCACCCUCGUCUCUACCUGCAAUCCCGACGCCAGACUUCAGAGUCUACCGCUGACCACCACAACCACGGCACGAGAGAUGCGUUGUGGUCUGAUGUAUGGUGGUUAUGGGUCGACCGGGGCUGCAUGGUGGGCUGCUCAACACCAGUUGAGUCUCUUGCUGCCCCAUUCCCUGUUGCCACCCUCGAGGAUUUCUAACCAGCAAACUACACCGGUUGCAAAUUGCUCACCUAUUCACCCGGAACCCCUGAACACGUCCAGAGCUGGCUCGCCACGAAGAUGCACCCCGGAGAAGGCGAAGUUCGAGGAGGAGGCGCCGCUAAAUUUAAGUACCAAACCUAACGACGUUUCGUCCACCAUGAACCGAAAGAGUGAAAUUUGGUCACCGGGAACAGUCUGCGAGAGGGAAGCGAAAGAAACCAGGAUACUAUCAUCCAGGAGUCCAUCCUCGACGCCUGUAAUCACUCGACAAAUCCAUCAUUCACCGUUGACACCACCCUCCUCUUCGGAAAGGACAUUCCAAUGUAAACAAUGUGGGAAAGCCUUCAAACGUUCGAGCACUCUCAGCACUCAUCUUUUAAUACACUCUGACACCAGACCGUAUCCCUGUCAAUAUUGCGGCAAGAGGUUUCAUCAGAAAUCAGACAUGAAGAAGCACACUUACAUUCAUACCGGUGAGAAGCCGCAUAAAUGCGUGGUGUGUGGCAAGGCGUUCUCCCAGAGCAGCAAUCUGAUCACGCACAUGCGCAAGCACACGGGCUACAAACCGUUCCAGUGUGGUCUCUGCGACAAGGCGUUCCAGAGGAAGGUGGAUCUGCGACGUCAUCGAGAAGGACAGCAUCCAGCCGCCCCGGCGCUCGAUUAUCGCUCGCUCCAACUACCCUCGCAGCCCGCCAACGUCAAACACUCUCCUCCUCUACAACCUGCCCCCGGUUAUCACAUGAUACCUGUCCCCGGUAAUAGUUGAGAUUCUUUCACGAUCUUGUCACGAACACCGUCUGCCUGUCAUUUCCUUCUUCUUGCUCUUUGUCCCCGCGUGAAUGCCGAAGAGGCACAGUUGAAGAGAGAGAAGUACUAUACAUAGCAAAAUGAGAGACAAGGAAGAGAUGGAUAUGCGGAUGCAAAUUGGAAGAUAAUGGAUGGAUAGGAUGAUACAAUAUGUGUGUAGGGUGUUGAGAGGUUUGUUGAAGAUAACAAGAUAAGAAAAAGAGCAUGUGUUAUUAGUAUCAAAUAGAUAUGAAAUCUAUUCUCGUUUCGGUAAUUGCGGUAGAUUUGAAGUUCAAGUAUUCUUUAGGGAUGUUGCUGUAGCUACAUUUGGUAAAGCUACACUUUGUUCAGAUCUUAACAAUCCUCGGAGAAAUUCCUUAAAGAAGAGAAAUUCCAAUCGAAAGAAAUAUUAUAACGUUCGAAAUCGACUCCAAAAAUGAACUACUCUUAAUUACAAUUGCUACGUGACGAAUGAAAGAAUCAUAUUUUAACAAAUUUCGUAACUUCCAGUACAACCAACGAUCGUACGUUGUACAGAAGAGAACUAUCGUUUUUCCAAACGACUCGAAUCACAUGUUUCCACGUCUUUGGAACGUUACAUUCUUUCUCAACACCCUCUGUUCACGCUCGUAUACAAAACACGGAAAUAUUACACGGAAAGAUCGGAAGAACAAACGAGGAAGAAUGCUUGUUUAUACGAUGCACGGUAGUUCGAUCGAGAUUCAAAGCGGACAAAAAUACGACCAUCGUGAUCGAAGAAUCACGCAUUCCACGAACAAUCGCUUAUACUUCGAACGCAACAAAUUUGCAUUUUCUAUCGUCAAAGGAAGAUUCGAACUGCGUAACGAACGUAUUAGAUAUAGGCAGACACCUGUUCCAAGUGGCUGGUCCUGUUAAUAACCGGUACUUGUAUACCUGCGAGCUGUUCAACAAUGAAAAAACGCCUUAGGGGAGGCACGCUUUUGCAUAUUUCUCGAGCUAAACUAGCGGUCCUCGGCGAGUGUUACGAGAUCGACCACUGUUUUGAGGUAGGGAACCUUCAGCCGUCCAUUAUUGCUGUACUUUCGGUAUGUAACGUACAUGUAUAUAUAUAAAUAUACAUCUUAUAUAGAUAUAUAUUGACAAAAAUUAUAUGUUAUAUAUACAUAUGUGUGUAUAAUUAUAUAUAUAUAUAAUUAUAUAUAUGUAUAUAUAUACACGCAUUGAAGCAAGCAGAUACGUGUGUAUACAUAUGUACACGUAUAUACUUGCGUGUAACGUACAAAGAUACGUAUUUAGGAAAAAUUAAAGAAAUUAUAGAAGACUAUGGAAUUCUUUAGUUUAAAAAAAAAAGAAAAAAGAGUAUUGAUUUUCGAUAUUACGUAUGAAAUUCAGCGGCGUAUUUCGCGAAAAAGAAAAGACGCUAUCGUGUGUUUGCAUGUGUGUACACAUAUAUCGGCGCGUAUAAAUCCGUAUAAUAUUAUAUCCGAGCCAGCGUUACCAAUUGCACGUGCAGGGUUUUCAAAUACUUAGUUGUAUGCUCAUUUACAUUUAGAAGCGAUUUUGCUAAUCACUUAAUCGCUCGAGUGGCAAUGUGUCGA